AUGGCGGAAGUUCCACUUUUGAAUGAAGUUUGUUUACCAACUUAUCGGAGUAGACGGAAGAUGCUUUUACAGAGAACUUCCAAUCCUAAGGAAAAAUCUUCUGAUUGCAUAUUGAGAAGUCAACCUAACGAGCACUCUUCCCUUAAGGAAAAGCUUUCUAGUUGUUUGUCAUCUAAUAUGGUUCGCAGAUGGUUUAUUUUUGAAUGGUUUUAUAGUGCAAUCGAUUAUCCAUGGUUUGCCAAAAGGGAAUUGAUGGAAUACUUAAAUCAUGUUGGACUAGGGAGUAUCCCAAGGUUAACCCGCGUUGAGUGGAGUGUUGUAAGAGGUUCCCUUGGUAAACCUCGGCGGCUUUCUGACCAUUUUCUUCGUGAUGAACGGCAAAAACUUGAACAGUAUCGGGAAUCAGUGAGAAAGCAUUAUGCUGAACUGCGAACUGGUAUUAGGGAUGGGCUUCCAACUGAUUUAGCUAGACCAUUAUAUGUUGGACAGCGAGUAAUUGCUGUUCAUCCAAAAACAAGAGAGAUUCAUGAUGGUAGCGUGCUUACCGUUGAUUAUGACAAGUGCAGGAUUCAGUUUGACCGUCCUGAAUUAGGCGUUGAGUUUGUAAUGGACAUUGAUUGUAUGCCUUUCAAUCCAUUAGAUAAUAUUCCAGAAGCUCUGAGGGGGCACAUUGGUGCCGGAAAAAAUUCUUUUAUGCCUAUAGAGCCACAGAUUAAUGGAAGUUCAAAUUUUGGGGGGUGCGAAUAUCAUACCUCUCCUGUGAAGGCAAAGGUUGCUACGAUGGAUAACUUCUGUGCACAAGCAGGAUGUGCUCAACCGUGUAAAGUGACACACCAUCAAGCUAAGGAAGCUGAUAUACAUGCACUUACUGAACUAAAGCGGGCUCUAGAUAAAAAGGAGUCACUGUUGAUGGAGCUUCGAAUUUCAAAUAGCCAUGUACUUGAAAACCCAAAUGGCAUAGAAUGCUUAAAAGAUUCUGAGGUUUUCAAGAAGCAUUAUGCCACGGUUUCUGAUGCUAUGUUACAACUGAGGCAGCGCAAUACCUACCGAGGAAACUCUCUGCCACCAUGGAUGAAGCCGCAAGCAAGUUUCAAUGUUAAUGAGGAUCUUCCCAGUAUGUUGGAGGGUUCUCUAACACAAGAGUUAGGAUCAACUGUUAUUCAAAUUAUUAAAGGAUCCAGGCUAAGGGCACAUGCAAUGGUAGAUGCUGCAUUUAAGGCAUUGUCUUUGACAAAGGGAGGUGAAGAUGCAUUCGUCAAGAUUGGGCAAGCAUUGGAUUCUAUUAAUCAUCCGCAGUUGCCCUCCAAGUCUAGGUUACCUGUGAUCAGGUCACAAGAGCAAGUAAAUGCAAAUGGCAGUUUAUAUCAUCUUAAUCAUUCAACUUGCAGUGUAUCAGAGUCUAUACGUAAUGAUCCAUCUGGUCCAAAACUACAUAAUUAUUCUGACAAAUUAGAUACUGAACUUCCGUCAGAUCUUAUCACUUCAUGUGUUGCUACAUUAAUCAUGAUUCAGACUUGUACUGAACGGCAAUACCCUCCAGCUGAUGUGGCUCAGAUAUUAGAUUCUGCCGUUAGAAGCCUGCAUCCAAGCUGUCCUCAAAACCUUCCUAUUUAUAGAGAAAUUCAAAUGUGCAUGGGAAGAAUCAAAACACAGAUUUUAGCUCUCAUCCCUACAUGA
Messenger RNA from Sphenostylis stenocarpa, 1677 nucleotides. The record is from the annotation of a GenBank genome assembly. Lineage: Eukaryota; Viridiplantae; Streptophyta; Magnoliopsida; Fabales; Fabaceae.